Molecule: messenger RNA, 387 nt
Organism: Microthlaspi erraticum
Lineage: Eukaryota; Viridiplantae; Streptophyta; Magnoliopsida; Brassicales; Brassicaceae
Source: the annotation of a GenBank genome assembly
AUGACGGUCGAAGCAGUGAACCCUAAGGCGUAUCCGCUUGCUGAUUCUCAGCUUGCGAUAACAAUCCUUGACCUUGUUCAACAAGCUACUAACUACAAGCAGCUCAAGAAGGGAGCUAAUGAAGCUACCAAGACACUGAACCGUGGGAUCUCCGAGUUCGUUGUGAUGGCUGCUGAUGCUGAGCCUCUCGAGAUUCUUCUCCAUCUUCCUCUGCUUGCCGAAGAUAAGAAUGUGCCGUAUGUGUUCGUACCUUCGAAACAAGCGCUGGGAAGAGCAUGUGGAGUGACAAGACCGGUGAUUGCUUGCUCUGUAACAUCGAACGAAGCAAGCCAGUUGAAAACUCAGAUCCAGCAGCUCAAGGAUGCUAUUGAGAAGCUCCUGAUCUAA